CUGCAAUAAAGGUUGCUGAUUAUUUACAAACUUACCGUAAAUAGUGUAUUUGACAACAUUCCAAUAUUAUGACGGACACGGAGGAGGCACAAGCGACCGCUUCAACGUCGACCACAACCACAACACCCACCGAAAAGGACGCAGCGAAAAUUUGCGUUUUGCUCAAUGCAACUGGCAAUGUUCCGAUUAUUAAAAAACGUACUUGGACCGUGGAUCCCAACAAGACUGUUAGCUGGAUACAAAAGUUUAUACACAAAUUCCUCAAGCUGGACGCCAAUGAACAAAUUUUUCUAUAUGUAAAUCAGACUUUUGCACCUGCGCCGGAUCAGAUAAUUAAAAACCUGUACGAAUGCCAUGGUACAAAUGGCAAGUUGGUUCUCUAUUACUGCAAGAAUCAGGCAUGGGGCUAAAUCGAUGCGCACCAGUCUAAUUCUAAGUAUUUAUUUGUCUACCGUUAAAAGUUUUAUGUUAUUUAAUUUGUAUGAGUU
Molecule: messenger RNA, 488 nt
Organism: Drosophila grimshawi
Lineage: Eukaryota; Metazoa; Arthropoda; Insecta; Diptera; Drosophilidae
Gene: Atg12
Product: autophagy protein 12-like
Exons: 3
Coding region: 69-410 (113 amino acids)
Biological process (GO): autophagosome assembly; nucleophagy; autophagy of mitochondrion
Cellular component (GO): cytoplasm; Atg12-Atg5-Atg16 complex; phagophore assembly site membrane
Source: RefSeq, a predicted model, not a curated record